ACCGCCCCCACGCUGAGGGGCGGACGGGGGCGGCUACGGGAGCCGGCGCGGCCCAGCAGCAGCGGCGGCGGCGGCAGCGUUUCCCGGCGUGCCCCGCGGCGGAUUUGUACACAAUCAUCAUGGCCGCCGCCGCUGCCGCCGCUGAUGGUGCCGAGGAGCCGGGCAUGGAGGCGGAGCCUCAGGAACUGCCGCUGGGCUGCGGCGGAGGGGGCGGCUUGCCGGCGGCGGGGAGGUCUCCGGAGGGCGAGGAGCGCCAGGAGCCCCCGCAGGCGUCUGUCAGCAACGGCGGCGACGAGGGCAGCGGGAGGGAGCUGGUGGAGCUGAAGGUGAUCUGGAACAAGAACAAGUACGACGUGAAGUUCUGCCUGGACAGCACGGGAGCCGAGCUGAAGCAGAAGAUCCACUCGCUCACAGGCCUCCCGCCGGCCAUGCAGAAAGUUAUGUUCAAGGGACUUCUGCCAGAGGAGAAAACGUUGCGGGAAAUCAAAGUAACAAAUGGAGCGAAAAUAAUGGUUGUGGGCUCUACCAUCAACGAUGUGCUAGCAGUAAAUACACCCAAAGAAGCUGCUCAACAGGAGGUCAAAGCUGAGGAAAACAAAAAGGAGCCACUUUGCAGACAAAAGCAACACAGAAAAGUAUUGGAUAAAGGAAAACCUGACGAUGUGAUGCCUUCUGUCAAAGGUGUGCAGGAGCGUCUGCCCACGGUGCCGCUGUCCGGCAUGUACAACAAGUCAGGGGGGAAAGUCAGAUUGACCUUCAAACUCGAGCAAGACCAGCUGUGGAUUGGUACAAAAGAGAGAACAGAAAAGUUACCCAUGGGGUCCAUUAAAAAUGUGGUGAGUGAACCUAUUGAAGGCCAUGAGGAUUAUCACAUGAUGGCAUUUCAGCUGGGCCCAACAGAAGCAUCUUACUACUGGGUCUAUUGGGUCCCAACUCAGUAUGUCGAUGCAAUCAAAGACACGGUGCUGGGGAAGUGGCAGUAUUUUUGAAAGCACGCUCACCUCUGGCACAGGAAAAUGACACAAAUCUAAGGACACUGCUGGGAGAGGCCUCCAACAUCCCUGGAUGUGACAGUCCUGGAACUUACUAUUAAAACAUGCUAAACGAGGCAUGGAUGGAAGCCAGAGGUGAUGUUCUUUCACCAUUAGUUUACUUUUAACUUAAAGAUUUCACCAUCCCUUUUCUGCAGUCAGCUUCAACCAUAUUUAAAGCAAAUACAAUGGAAAUCAAUAAAUCUUAAUUCACAAAAUAUCGUGUGUAAUACACUUAAAUCUGCUGAGAGUUGAUCUUCCAGUUUAGUUUUAAAAAGAAAAUAUUACAAUGUAUUCUUGAGGAUUUUUUACAUGGUUUGAACAAAAACAAAUAUUUUCAUAAUCUUUCAGUUAUCAGCAUUAGACUUAAUUUAGUUACUUGGUUGUGACUGGGACUUUGAGGAGCAGAUUUUUAAGAACAAACUGUAGCAGUGUGCAGCGUUGCUGUUCGGUGAAGCCAUAUCCCGCUGGCCCUCCAGGGCAGCUUCCACUCUUUGGUAGCAGAACUAAUUUUUUGUUUUAACCCAAAGAUGCCCUGCUUGUUUGGGAUUUUUCCUCACCUUUUCCUGACUCUGGCAGCUCCGGGUUGGUCUGUGUAGCGUGUGUGGAGCAGGUGAAUUCUGCAGGGAUGUUUUGCCACGGCAGGUGACCCAGUGCUGCCAGCUGUUCCUUCUCGUGCCAGGUCAGUGCUUCACCUCCUGCCCUGGGCUGCUACAUUUUGGGAGCAUUUUCUUGCUCGUGCAUGUUGCAGUCCAGGAUCAUAUUGCAACUGCUGCAUUGACACUGAGCUGUUGAAAUGGAAACACCGUUGUGCUGCCUGGUACGAGCAAGGGGACACAGUGACAUGGACAUGGAUGGAAACACCGUAACGCUGCCUGGCAGGAGCGGGGUGACACAGAUCUCCCAAAGGGAGGGAACCUCAGAGACCUUCCUGCCCUGUUCAGGGUGGGGGCAGUAGGGAAGAGAGAAGCUCAGAUGCUGUUUUGGAUUCUUAAUAACAGUAGCAGUCUUUUCUGAGCUGGAUUUGAAAAUUUGUAGUGAUCUUGAAUUCAGUGAAUCAUAUUUUAGAUUAACUAUCCAGCAAGUGAUGUUUUGAAAUGUAAACCACCUUCCAGCUUUUCUCCUGUUCCAGUUCACAAGAAGCCCUCACACCUCAUUCUGUCAGAAGGAACGUGCUGCGCCUCGGGCUGUGAUGCUCUGUGUGUCAUCCCAGCCAUCCAUCCACGUGCCAUUUCUCUCAGGUGUUGUGAACAGAGCCCUCAGCCCUGGACAGGUGCAAAGCCCGUAGCAGAUGGUAUUGUGCAACCAGACUGGAGCAGUUCACACAUCCCUGCUCUGCAUUAGCGCUGGGGCUCGGUGCUGCUCCGUGCCAGUAGCUCAAACCCAUGCAGAAACAGCCUUUUAGGAAUAGCUAAUCUAAAUAUGCUCCUUGAGGGAAGAGCCCAGUUGAAGCUCAGCAGGUGCAAAUUCCCAAAUGAAUACUUACUUUAUUUGUAUUUUACUUGAGAGACUGGAAAACACAUUGGCUUUCUGGUAGGUGUUGAGGUUACGUACUUCCCUGUAGCCUCUAGAUAGCAGCUUUUAGUUUGUAUUUUCUGUUAGAACAGCCACACAGUAUGAGUUUUAAAGGUGUUUCAUAUCCUACAUAGGAACUAGUGACGUGCUUGUUACUCUUGUAGCUUGAGGUAUUUCCUUUCUGUGUACAAGCCAGCAGCAGUGUGUCCUGACAUGAGUGGCUGAGGCCAGAAGAGCCAUGUCAGCUCCCUUGGCAGUCCCUGGAGCAGUGGGGGCAGAGGGGAGCUGGCCUGAGUUUACUGGUGACAAUGUCAUGGAUGAAAUGCAGCCAUCACACUUGUGGUUUUCUAGUUGCCAGUUGUGGUGUUAAGGCUUAAAUUAACAAUUCGUUACCUGGUGGAAGGUAUGGGCACUACAGGAUAAGCAAAGGGGUGACACUGGCUCUUUCUGUCACCUGGGGCCAUGUUGGCACUUGCCACCUUGCUGGUUCUGUGAUGAUCAGCUCCCAUUUGUUCCUUGACGUGCUCAGACCUAUCUGUGCAUCUGUUCAUGUUCGUUUCCUUUCCUGUUCCUUCGCCCCCUUGCUCCUGGGGAGGGCAUGUGCCCGACUUCCAGCUCCUCCCAGCUCCUUUGGCUUCUGUGCUGGACACAGCAACCGGGUGAGUAACUCUGGGGUGAGUGGGGACAGGCACCGACCCACUGCUGAGGCUGUCGGGGCACAGGGCAGUGUCACUCUCCUGCUGCUCCUUGCCGGAGGGGCACAGCUGCUCUUCGUCCUGGGCCAGGUACAGCCCAGCUGCUCAAAAGAGACUGAGCACAAACCCCUUGGUUACAUACAAACCAGUUUUAAACAUGAAGAAAAUACAAUACACUAAGAAAAUGUGAUCCUGUUUAGGUGCUUCCUUGCAGGUUGGUUUUGAUUGGAAAAAUAAAUUGUUUCAUUUUUUUUGUUCUAUGUGCAAAAUUUGAAUUAAAAUACAGGAAAGUGACUUAUAAAUGCUUUAGUUGGUGUUUGUUGGCUCAGUAUCCCAGGCUUCUUGGGACCUCUUUGAAAUGAAUAUUCUAACAAAUUAGCAGCACUACUUUUAAGAUCCAUUUUUUUUUCUGGGAAUGAUGUGGAGUUUUGUGUGUUCUGGUAUACACCAGAGGCAGUUAUUGACAUUAAGAAACACCCUCUCUUUAGUGGGAUAGCACCACAGUUGCCUCGCAGCUAUUGCCUGCCUCUCUCUUGGCUUUGGAUUUUGCUCUCUGGUCACUGUGACCAUCCCAAGGCAGACUCGACAUAACCGAUGGUCCUGGGGAGGAGUUUGGUGGUUGGUCCUCAGUGAGACACAGUGUGUGAGUAAAGUGCAAGAACACUCGGCAUUUGGAAUUGGUGCUAAAGGUGAUUCUGAGAUCUGACAUACAAUUUUUGUGGGAAGUUAACAGUAACAGCUGCACAAAAGUGUAUUUCAGCUGUAUUGUAUUAAAUUACAAUUUAACAGGAUGUUUUUCAGCAGUGACUGGUUCCUGCUUUGUGUAGGUGUGAUUCCCUGGGAGCGUCCUGGGGUGGCACUCCGUAUGAGGUUGCACUGAGUGCUUUCUGGGUUUGCUGAUUGCAGAUUGAAGUAUUCAUGAGGCAAAUGCAGGUUCCUGCAGGACACAACUGGUGUUUGCUGUUGGCUGCUCCCAGAGCCCAAGCAGUGUCCCCUCCUUGCUGCUGUCUUGGGAUCCCUCCUGUCAGUCUCCCAGCUCCCCAGCUUGUUCCAUGACACUGAGUACCACAGCUCCCCUGUGUGCCAUCCCUUCCCCUCUCCAUCCCUACCCAGCACUGCAGGUUUCUCCUCCUCUACUUGUCCCAAGUUCAGUAUUCUUUCCUUCUCCAUUUGUGCAUCCCAAGUGUAAGCAGUCCCAGGAUCACUACUUUGUUGGGAAUGCAGAAGUGUUGUUGCUCAGCCUGGUUGGGGUUUGAACAGAGACUGUCUUGCAUAAGAGCUUGUGUUACUCACGUGGUUUCAUACCAAGUUUAAAGUAAAUUAGUAAUUUCCAUUAAUGACAUUGAUGAGGAAUGUGGACUACAGUCAGGAUGUUCUGGUGACGGAAGAGAGUGAUCUGGAUUCAAAGGAGAUAAGAAACUGUCACCACCACCACACUCUGCUGGUGCCACACACCCUGCCCAGCUUGCACCUGCUGGCUGGUGCCCACUGCUCCUCCAUGCUCUAAGGGCCAAAGAGAAACAAUUCCCUGCUGCUGCGCUGCCCAGGUGCCAUGGUGGGGUCUGCUCUGCACCCCCUGCCCCACAGCCACGGUCCUGACCCCACCGGUGCCGCUGUCUUGGGCACAGCACUCCCUGCUCCCAUCCUUGCAGGGCUUGUUUCCAGACUUCUCUUGGUUUACUUUUCUUCCUUUGUAACUUGGUUUUUCCAGUGGAGCUGUUUACACCCUCAGUUCUGUCCUCCAGCCUUUCUCCACCUGUUACGAUGCAACCGUUGGCUUUGUUAGUGAAUGUCCUUGUCACCGAAGGGGAGCAGGGGACCAGGAGAGCCAUAACAAGUCUUGUAUGAAACGUGGCCAUUUUACUUUCUAGCCAAGGAUUCACCUUGGUAGCUCAUGGAAGUUCACUCUGUCUUAUCCAUACUCAAAGCAAUUAAUUCUUUGGUUUUAUAUUAAAAAAAAACUUAAAUAUUUGUGUCCACUGCAGAUUUAUUUUAAAUGGAAUAUGUGAGUACCAUGUAUUAUGGUAUUCUUAAAUAAACUAUUGCCUAUUUUGGGGGGAGGGAGAUGACAAAUAUUUAGUCUUAGAUUUGCACUGCUGGAUUUUUUAAGUGUAACCUUGACUGGUUAUCCUGGUGUUUUAUUCUGUAAGAUUAGUCUUAUGAAUUAAAGUUUGAUAAUUAAGUA
Messenger RNA from Corvus hawaiiensis (hawaiian crow), 5426 nucleotides. RefSeq names its product ubiquitin family domain containing 1 (gene UBFD1). NCBI's taxonomy places the organism in Eukaryota, Metazoa, Chordata, Aves, Passeriformes, Corvidae. Gene Ontology annotation, molecular function: RNA binding; cadherin binding. The record is from RefSeq and is a predicted model, not a curated record. The coding region runs from base 120 to 989 and encodes 289 amino acids. The transcript has 7 exons.